AUGGUCAUCUCCAGGUUUACCUGGCUGGGCCAGCAUUCGUGUGGCCAGCACUCAUAUGGUGGACAUCCAUACCAGAUGCUUUUCGAGGUGGGUAAUGACGUGCCCUCUGCAGGCCCAGGCUGCAAGCCCAGUCCAUCCCCACAGCAUAAAGUGGAGUCAAGAGGGUUUAGAAUCAAGGUUCCGUAUGGAAAUCACAACGGCAAUCGAGAUAAAGCUCGGUACGAUCGGGAGAUGAAAAACUACGUUCCUCCCAAAGGCGAUAAGAAAGGAAAGAAAAAGGAUCCGAAUGCUCCCAAAAGACCGCCAUCUGCAUUCUUCCUCUUCUGUGCUGAACAUCGUCCAAAGAUCAAAAGUGAACACCCAGGCCUUUCUAUUGGAGAUACUGCUAAGAAAUUGGGGGAACUGUGGUCUGAACAGUCGGCCAAAGACAAACUACCUUAUGAGCAGAAAGUUGCUAAACUAAAGGAGAAAUAUGAGAAGGAUAUUGCAGCAUAUCGUGCCAAGGGCAAGGGAGAUGUAGGAAAGAAGGGCCCUGGCAGGCCAACAGGAUCUAAGAAGAAGAAUGAACCUGAUGAGGAGGAGGAAGAUGAAGAUGAGGAAGAUGAGGAUGAGGAGGAGGAUGAUGAAGAGUAAAUGAAUAUCCUGCUGUAAAGAUUUUUUGUGUGUGAUGAAACUCAUUGUUUUGCUAAGAAUGUGAACUCAAGUGCAGCUCAUUGUUAGCUUCAGUAUAAAAACUGUACAGACUUGUGUAU
This is a messenger RNA of Trichosurus vulpecula (common brushtail), 752 nucleotides long. Its product is annotated as high mobility group protein B2-like. The transcript is spliced from 2 exons. Gene Ontology annotation, molecular function: DNA binding, bending. The record is from RefSeq and is a predicted model, not a curated record. Lineage: Eukaryota; Metazoa; Chordata; Mammalia; Diprotodontia; Phalangeridae. Gene Ontology annotation, biological process: regulation of transcription by RNA polymerase II. Bases 1 to 633 code for a protein of 210 amino acids.